GGAGCUCAAUAAACUUUGGGUAUUUAAAGGCACUGAUACCAUCAUAGAGGUGCAGUUCACAAUGGCUCUCCAUCACCUCCUGUCCUGUAUGACUGUGACGACCAUUCUCUUAUGGAGAGGUUGUCACUCGCAGCAGCCUGCUGGUAUAAGCAGCAGAAUCCUGGGAGGUGAAGAUGCAGCACCAGGAAAGUGGCCCUGGCAUGCCGUGGUAGUAACGUAUGGACCUUAUGGAUAUAACCAGUGUGGAGGUUCCCUAAUCACUGAGCAGUGGGUCCUGACAGCUGCUCAGUGCUUACCGUCUACAAGUUACAACACAGUGGUUUAUCUGGGACGCUACAACCAGUCAGAUUUAAGUCCAAAUGAGGUGACUCGGAAAGUGGAAGACAUCGUCUGCCAUUCUCAACGUCCCUACUACUCCUCCUACUACUACUACUCUACAAAUGAGAACGACAUUUGUCUUCUGAAGCUGUCUGAACCUGUGGAUUUCACAGAAUACAUUCACCCGAUCUCCUUGGCCUCAGAAGACAGCACUUUCUACAAUGGGACCAGCAGCUGGGUCACUGGUUUUGGGUUUGAUGAUAAUUAUCGAUUUCCCAACAUCCUGCAGGAAGUUAAUGUGCCAAUACUGGGAAACAAUGAGUGCAGAUGCUACUUUGGAAACCACUACUACAACUACUACUACUGGUUCCCACAGAUUACAGAGAACGUUACCUGCACCUGGCCCAAAUAUGGAUGGAAGGGUCCAUGCUAUGGAGAUCAAGGAGAACCACUCAUGGUGUAUUCAGAAUCAGGCUGGGUCCAGAUUGGAAUUACGAGUUACAGCAAUUGUUACGGACCUUCAGUCUACACCCGUGUGUCCCAAUACGAGAAAUGGAUCAAUGACACCGUCACCGGGACACCACCUGACUUUGUUACCUUCACCUCCCCAGAAACCGACAGUGACUUAAACUUCACUUGUCCAACAUCACCACCUACAACCAUCCCUACCUUUGUCCCUGACACUUUCACUACCCCUGAGGGCCCCCCCACCCCUGAGGGCCCACCUGCCCCUGAGGGCCCCUCUGACAGUUUCUCUUUCUUACUGUCCCUAGAGGGCACUCUGUUUGGCAGCAGUGAAAACCUGACCCACUUCACUCACUUCACCUCUCUCUGUGUUAUUGCUGUGUUGCUCCAUCUGUUUGUUUGAAGUGGAGGAAUGUAACUCAGCACAUUUACUCAAGUCUUGUAUUUAAAUACAAGCUCGAAAUACUUUACCUGAGUAAUCAGUCUUCAUAACAUUUUAGCUCUACGAGGUGAAUGUUUUACAUUUUACUCCCAUACAUUUAGGAACAGUUUGAUUUUCUGGUGUUUUUAAAAGUUAAAUCAUCUUUUCUAAACUAAACACAUUAAUAAAAUACUGGGCUUUCUUAUACAUUAGAUUAUCAGUAAAUGCAUAAUGAAUGAAACAGUAAACACAUGCAAGGAGUUUAUGUUUCCAGUGUUUAAAUAAAGUGAUUUGCUCUAAUAUUCCAACUAAUUUCAUUGUUUAAUUCAUUGUAGAGUGACCUUUGACAAACUGUGGACUAGAGACAAGUUAGUGAUUUUUAUUAAGAAAUCUGAUCUUUUUAAAUCCUUCUGGGCAGUGAAACAAUACAAAGUUGUCAAACACUCGGGCUUCUGAUCAACUCUGGUACAACUUGAUGGAAAUUUUGUGUGAAUUUCUGUGUGAAGAACUUUUUGGCAUCUAAAUAUGUUUAUCAAUUAAAACAUGCAUCAUUUUAAUGAAA
Messenger RNA from Oreochromis aureus, 1766 nucleotides. Its product is annotated as prostasin-like. The transcript is spliced from 6 exons. NCBI's taxonomy places the organism in Eukaryota, Metazoa, Chordata, Actinopteri, Cichliformes, Cichlidae. Gene Ontology annotation, molecular function: serine-type endopeptidase activity. Bases 62 to 1186 code for a protein of 374 amino acids. The record is from RefSeq and is a predicted model, not a curated record. Gene Ontology annotation, biological process: proteolysis.